AUGCUAGUUAGAGCUGUAAAUGAGACAACUGAGUUGUCAAUGCAGUUCAGAACCUCAAACAUCACAAUUCAGCUACUUGAUGAUCAACAUUUCAUGUUUAAAUAUCCAACAAAAAGUUUCAGAAAUGCCAAAUCCUUAAAUUUAGCUGUGACUUUAUAUCGAAACAAGAAGGAACUCAAUAAGACAAUUCAUGAAUGUUCUACACAGGAAAUGGAAGUAAAACCUGAAAAGUUAGACUUUCAUAUUUUUAUACAAUUGAAUAAACCGAUCUUUAAGCCAGGCGAUGACGUAAGAUUCCGAAUUAUUGUUAUUGACAAAGACAUGAAGCCAUACCAAAUGAAUACAAUUGAUGUUAAAGCUAUCGAUCCUUACAACCGAACAAUACAAAGAUUUGACGACUUAGAGGAUCGAAAUUUUGGUAUUUUUGGCGACACAUUCAGUUUGAGCCGUAAUACAAUUUUUGGUGACUGGAAGCUGCAGGUUGUAGUCAACAAGCAGAGUCAUUUAGGUGCUUCAAAGAUCUUUCCGGUCCAGAAGUACAAUUUACCAUUAUUUGCUGUCAAUAUUGAAACUUCAUCAAGGUACUACCUGCCUGAGUCUAGAAUUAUCAUAUCCAUCAUUGCUAGAUACUCUUUUGGUGACUUUGUGACUGGAAAUGCAGACUUAAUCAUUAAGGAUGUUGAAGCUAAUCAAACAUACUUCCAGCAGUCAUUUGAGAACAUAACAGGCAUCAAGUCGAUUGCCUUAAAUGUUCAGGAUGAUUUAAGCAUCAAGAUCAUUAACCGAAUAGAUCUUCAAGCCACAGUAACCUUCACAGAACCAGAAACAGGCAUCAAAUCCAACAAAUCAGCUUUAUUCAGCAUCCAUCCAGAUGCAACAAUCAAAAUGACUCCAGUCCAUCCAAAAGACUUUAUUCCAGGACUUCCAUUCGACAUGAACUUGAUCAUUAAAAAUUGGAAGAACGAGAGCAUUGAAACGGACGAAGAAGCUCAAAUUGAUUACACAUACAAGCUUGCUGAUGGAUCCAGUAAGAAGAUUAGCAACAGACCAGACAUUAGGAAAGGAAUUGCCAAGCAAGAAGCUAUUGUUCCUAAAGAUACUGUCGAGUUUGACAUAAAUGCAAAGUUUCUGAAUAGUAAGACUUACAGGAUGAAGGUUGGGGUUGAGAAAAAUGAGAUUGGGUUGGACAGGCUGAGUGUGGAUUAUUCUCCCAAGAAUCCAAACUUGAACGAUUCCAUCGAAAUAUUCAUCAAAGGUGAAGGACAACUCAGCAAGAUCAUAAUCGUAAUCAUGUCAAAAUAUGGAAUGCAGGAUGCAAAGCUGAUUGACUGCAAGCUACAAAUUGUCUGUACAUUUGAGUUAGAAGUUGUUGAGGAUAUGAUGCCUCAGUUCACGGUUGAUGCUUAUUUUGUGAAAGGCAAGGAUUUGGUGGCUCAUGGAAGUGUUGACAUUAGGACUGCUGAUUUGGGACCAAAUCAUCUCAAAAUGAAGCUAUCAUCAAGAAAAGUCAAGCCAAAGUCAGCUGUAAAAAUGUCAUUCGACACUUCAGAAAAUUCUCAAAUUUACUUACUUGCCAUAAACCAAAGACUAAGGUUCCUUAGAGAAGGCAACGAUGUGACAUCAAAUGACAUAAUUGAGAAAUUCUCAGAAUUAUCUCCAAAAACUGAGAUUCUCAUGGAUGACAUGACAUCAUGGCACAUCUGCUCACCAGAAGAGCUAAUUAGAGUCGAAUCAGGAAGAGAUGUCACAUCUAGUCACUCAAGCAACUCAAUAACCAGCAACUUUGAUGAUGACUUUAUGAAUGACUAUGACUCAAAUGACAUUGAUGUGGAUGAGGUUGAAUACUUAAUGGAAACACCAGACAUGCCAAUUGAGGAUGGACUUCUUAGAGAAUAUUUUCCAGAAGUUUGGAUUUUUGAGGAUUUUGAAGCUGAGAACUCAACGGUUGACAAAGUUUUUCGUGUUCCUGACUCGAUGACUUCUUGGCACAUUUCAGCAAUUUCUGUGCAUGACGAAAAAGGCAAGAAAAGGGUGUUGCUGUUGCUGAUCCACAGUAACUAA
This is a messenger RNA of Chironomus riparius, 2061 nucleotides long. Lineage: Eukaryota; Metazoa; Arthropoda; Insecta; Diptera; Chironomidae. The record is from the annotation of a GenBank genome assembly.